CGCCCCGCGGGCUGGGACUCAAUUUCCCAGAGUACCUCGCGCUGGGCCGGCGGCUGUGGCCCCCGCGUCUGCAGUACCGGGACUCUCGGGCCUGUCGGUUGCGCCGUUGGCGGCGUCCUCGUCCGGACGGCUUGGUGGUUGUGCCGGCAGCGCCGCGAUGGACAGCCCCGAGGUCACCUUCACGCUGGCCUACCUGGUGUUCGCCGUGUGCUUCGUGUUCACGCCCACCGAGUUCCACUCGGCCGGGCUCACGGUACAGAACCUGCUGUCCGGCUGGCUGGGCAGCGAGGACGCCGCCUUCGUGCCCUAUCACCUGCGCCGCACAGCCGCCACGCUGCUGUGCCACUCGCUGCUGCCGCUAGGCUACUACGUGGGCAUGUGCUUUGCAGCCUCGGAGAAGCGGCUCUACUCCCCCGGCCAGGCCCCGGAGGCCUGGCGGCUCUUCCUCCUGCUGGCGGUGACGCUGCCCACCAUUGCCUGCACCCUGAUCUACUACUGGUCCCGGGACCGGUGGGCCCGCCACCCGCUGGCCCGCACCCUGGCCCUCUAUGCCCUCCCGCAGUCGGGCUGGCGGGCUGUCGCUUCCUCAGUCAACACCGAGUUCCGGCGGAUUGACAAGUUUGCCACAGGGGCACCAGGUGCCCGUGUGAUCGUGACGGACACGUGGGUGAUGAAGGUGACCACGUACCGGGUGCAUGUGGCUCAGCAGCAGGACGUGCACCUGACCGUGACGGAGUCACAGCAGCACGAGCUCUCGCCAGACUCAAACCUGCCCGUGCAGCUCCUCACCAUCCGCGUGGCCGGCGCCAGCCCUGCCGUGCAGGCCUUUGACAUCCGGCUGAACUCCACGGAGUACGGCGAGCUGUGUGAGAAGCUGCGGGCCCCCAUCCGCAGCGCGGCCAACGUGGUCAUCCGCCAGAGCCUGGGCGACCUGUUCUUGGAGACGUUUGCCUCCAUGGUGGAGGAGAACCCGGUCUACUCUGUCCCCAGCAGCCAGGAGCUGGAGGCGUGCAUCGGCUGCAUGCAGACACGGGCCAGCGUGAAGCUGGUGAAGACUUGCCAGGAGGUGGCGGAAAGCGAGUGCCAGCGGUGCUACUGCCGCCCCAUGUGGUGUCUCACCUGCAUGGGCAAGUGGUUCGCCAGCCGCCAGGACCAGCAGCGCCCGGACACCUGGCUGGCCAGCCGUGUGCCCUGCCCUACCUGCCGUGCACGUUUCUGCAUUCUGGAUGUGUGCGCUGUGCGCUGAGCUGGCUGGGCCAGGGCGAGGGAGUGACCUUGGGGGGCGUCUAGCCAGCCCUGCCAGGACCCCCACUGCUGCCUCCAGGCCGGGGCUUCCUAGCCAGCUGUAGAAGGGCACGGGCUUUUGUUCAGAAAGGAAGUUCUCCGCUGAAGUCCCCGGGGCAGUGGGGUGGUCUUCAGCUCCUCUGCCCCCUUCGCCUUCUCCUCCCCCGGGUCUGGGUGGCUGCUGGUCACAGAGAGCACAGUCUUGAGCCCAUCUCCAGAGGAUUCUGGAGCCCCCUGAGCUGUCUUGUGGGAGACCCUGGGGUCUGCCCCAGAUGGCCCUAAUCUGGGCCACUUGCCUUAAUUUUACGGAGCACACCUGCCCUUUGGUUAUACGCCAGACCCAAACUCAUCCAAGCCCGGCUGCCAUCAGCCCUGCUCCUGUCCCUGAGCCUGCUGCUGGCCCCACGGAGGGGACCUGGGCAGAGCCAGACAGUUGAGGGAAGAUCUUGUGCCACUCCAGGGUGACAGCACACCCCGGGUUUUUCUGGCCCCUGCCUGCUCCCUGCCCAGGGAGACCCUGAGCUUCCCAUCAGGGGCUGGGCAAGAGACUGGCUGCUCAGCCUUGUUCCCUUAGCUGUGUGCUUGUGGGGGACAUCCAUUCUCUGGAGGAGCAUGCACCUAUGUGCCUUCUGCUGCUUCCAAGAGGCCAGGGAAGGGGCGGGGCACCGAGCUGAAGACCAAGCUCCACAGUGACAUCCACACCACAAAUCUGUCAGGAUGUAGCACAGGGCCGGUCACAGCCCCGGUCACAGGGCCCACCUGGUUCAGAAGGGGACAUGCCCCCAUGGCAAACUUGAUCCGCCAGACUCGGUGUUGACUGAGGAAGCAAUGACUCGCCAGCCUGACUGCGGUCCACGCGGGUCGCACUGAUGGAGGUCUGACUGUCCUGGUCGAGCUGGCGGGCAGUGCCGGACCCCAGGGCCCAGCUCUGACAGGUGUGGCUGCUGGGGCCCUCACAAGCGUGACCCCAAGCCCCCUGAAACUGGCUAUUUUAAGCAGGGAUGAUGGAGCCCACCUCAGCCAAGGCCAUGCCGAACCCCAGGGAUUUGCAGUAGAGGACUGGUGGGCCCCUGGGGUGCUCAGCAGAUGAAGGCCGUAGAGGGGGCACCGGGAGCCUCGCCCAGCCUCCGCCUGGAGUUUCAGGUGCUGCCAAGGGAGGGCCAGGGCAGAGUUUUUACUACAAAAGUUAGUUUUGUAAAGAUAAGUCUAUUGUAGCUAAGUGAUACAGCAUUUAAUAAACAUUAGUCUGAGGUUUA
Pteropus alecto (black flying fox) is the source of this 2540-nucleotide messenger RNA. RefSeq names its product transmembrane protein 129 (gene TMEM129). Gene Ontology annotation, biological process: protein ubiquitination. The transcript is spliced from 4 exons. Gene Ontology annotation, molecular function: ubiquitin protein ligase activity. NCBI's taxonomy places the organism in Eukaryota, Metazoa, Chordata, Mammalia, Chiroptera, Pteropodidae. The record is from RefSeq and is a predicted model, not a curated record. The coding region runs from base 158 to 1246 and encodes 362 amino acids. Gene Ontology annotation, cellular component: membrane; endoplasmic reticulum.